GACUGUGUUGAACUUGAACCUGCUGCUGCUUCACCUCCUGAAGAGUACCAGAAUUGUUAAACUGUCAAAGCGGUAUAAAUAAAGAGUGAAUAUUAAAUCCCUGCCUCUGUGUUGUGAAGGAGCAAUAUGUCGAGGGGGCAAACAAGCCAAUUUAGGAUACUGUAACAUGUGUUACUUUUAUGGAGGUUUCACAAGCCCCCAGUUGCCAACACCACCAUGCAGUUCAGUACAAAUGUCCCUCUGUGUCUGAGGGAGGUCUGGGAGUGACCAGCAGGGGGGUAUUCAAAUAAAGAUUAAGGUGUUCUUGCAGAGCUGUGAGGGAAAGCUUUUGUUACACUUGCUGGCCCUGAGCCUGAUGGUAGUGUGCCAUUGUACCGCUAGCGACCCCGUAAUUAAGUAGAAUGUACGCUGGCUCCAUUAAGGGAAGAGGGGCAAAGCAGUGGCAUACAUGUGUGUUGGGAUUUAUGUAGUCAAAAGAAAGAAAGGGAUGUGGGUUGCAAGAAAAAUGUACUCAAUACUAUAAAUUGAACAAACUGUACAGCAAUUGAUUGUAUAUAUAAUCUAUCACACACAUAUGACCUGCAUUUAAUUAAUGUGUUGACGUACACGUUUAAAGUAAGUCGUUAAUAGGGGAGGGUUAACCCUGUUGGUGAAAUCUUAAUUUGCAACCUUUUUAAAACCAGCCCUGAGAGAUCAUCUUUAACCAAAGAAGAUCUGAGCUUCACACAAAAGUACAGACCUCCGUUUGUUAAAGUUGAGGCAUUUCUUUUUUUCAUUUUUAUAGCAAAGGGGCGCACUUUUUUUUUCCUCCCAAUGACGUGCACAGAGCUUGAGUCGGUUGGAGUGUUUGUUUAUUAGUCAACGUUUCGGUUGCCAAGCGCAUUGUCAAUGCAGAAGCUGUCGUUGUACUACGAUAUGUGACGGCAUUACUGCGGGUGUUAAAUUAAAAUGAUAAACGUCACUAUAAACCUACGACUACUCUCGUAUUCUUCUUUGUAAAAGAAUCAUAAAAACGUAUUAUGUACAUCAUUUCUGUUGAUGUUGAACUUAAAAAACCGAGGACUAUUAUGGAAUCUGUUUAAUUAUCGAUAAGGAACACGAAUAGGUUCUUGUUAUUUCAAAGUCAACGAUUACUUCUGUUGUGCUCUGAUAAGCAAGCAAACUACAGUGUUUACAAUGACGGAAUUACUUGGUUGCUCCAGUUGCAACAUGACUUUCAAAUCUUCAUUACUGCUCGGAAAACAUCAAGAAAAGUUCUGUAUUGGAGGAGACAUUGGAAAAGCCAGAGCAACCCGAACUCCACAAGAUAUGAUUGAAAGAGUGAAGGAUUAUAAGAAAAGGCGCGCGGAGCACAGACUGCAACGCAACGUGGAAGAGAGGGAGUUACUGAAUCAGUAUGAGGUGCAGGAAACCUCAGAGCCAGUCCAAAACACGAAAGCCUCCACUGGACAUGUAGACCCGAGCCCCAGAGUCCAAUGGAUCAGAGAACAUGAGGCCAAAAUGAAGUACCUGGCAGAUAGCCAUGGAAAGCAUGUAGCUGGUAUUGUGACUGAAAAUAGGGAACUGGAAAAACAGAGAAAAGAGAUUGAGUUACGAUUAAAGGAGUUGGAUGCACAUAAUAAGAAUGCUUCACAAGUAGAGAAAAUGUUGCAGGAACUGAAGGCCCAAGAGCAAAAAAAUGAGCAUCUCCUUGAAUCCAUGAGGGAACAGAUGCAGAUCCUUCAAAAGGAGUCAAUGAGGAACAAAAAUCACAGCAGACAUAGUGAUUCCCAGCUGCAUUCCUUAAAGGAAAAAGAAAAAGUACCAUUAUUUCAACCACAGACCUACAUCCCGUUCUAUGGAGGAGGAAUUCUAUCUUCAGAAAUUAGUGCUCUGCGACUCUCCUAUCUGCAGAAUGGCGGCGACGACCACAUGAUCCUGGCCCAGCUCCAGGCCCUGCUCCAUGAGGCUCUGCAGGUCGAUCAGAGAGAGAAGCAGCCUCGAACCCACUAUCACAAGGACAAGAGUAAACGUGGACAUAAUUCUAUUAGGCAUAGCCUAAACAGAGAACUCUUUGCACUGGAAAUAGAAAACCGACGUCUAGAAGAUGAGAUUAUGACAUUUCAAAUGAAAAAGAGGAAGGACCCCACGUUUUCCCAAACUUCGCACAACAGUAGACCCAGCCGCUUCCCACAGUCUGUAACGGCAAACCGUGACCAGAAAAUGAAGACCAUGAAGACAGAUAUAGACCUUCUGAAGCAGGAAAUAGAAAUCCAUCGCCUCGGGCGUCGGAUGAAAACAUCUACAACGCAAGUCCCACCCGACCAGGCCGCACUCUCCCCACUUCCACCACUGGAGGACAUGAGAGCACAGACCCCGACUCUGGCAAAGCAUUUCUUAGAAUCCACUGAUGGUUUAGGACCUGCACCGUACGACCCAAUAGCUGGGUUUGUAGUUUUCUACGAUUUCCUCCUGGGCUUGGACCCUUGCUACCGGGUUUGCCGGCUGGUUGUGGGGUUAUACAGUGGGCCAGAGGAAAUGGGGACCCCGUCCUCACUGCCCCCUGUCUACUGCGAGGCUGACAAUUUAUCACCUUACUUCUCUGACAGCAAGAGGGGAAACCUGGCAACUCUGGCAACCAAACAGGCUGUACCAAGAGUACGCCCAUCUCCUAGCACAGCUCUAGUGCUGGAACUGCAGGCUUCAGGUGGAUAUGACCCGUACGGGCAGGAGGUGAACCGGCUGAUCUCCAGGGGAUGGGUCAAGAUUGACAUUUUUGACUCGCACAACCGCGUGAUCAGUGGGAGAUGGAAAGUCCCCAUUCGCAUUCUUCCUGUAAACCCACGCCUGACUACUGGGGAGAUAAACGCGGUGCCUCAGCUGGAAAAUGCUGAGCUAUAUCUGCGGAUUGUUAAUGCAAGAGAUGCCGAUGUACAGAGUUUUGCCCCAAUCACUCACAACAACGCCGUUCUUUAUAAAUACCCCCCUCAGGCACCAGCAAGGAGUUUAUUUGCUGCAGACGCUCCACUUCCAUCAUAUCCUUCCCCAUAUCGUUUCCCAAACUCUCAGAUGAUGUGCUCCUCUUACUUGGAGACUGUGGAUCCCCCUCCUCCUUCUGCAAUGCUCUUCGAAGAAUUUGAGUGACUGCCAUUGGAAGAUGGAUUAUUCUAGAUUCCAUUCUUUCUUUGGAAUAUGACGUGUGUCACUUUGUCAUCCUGACUUUUCAAAGCUUGGUAAAUUACGUUGAGUAAAUCUCUGAUAAUAGAGCCUUUUAGUGCAAAUUUACAUAGACAACAUAUACUUUUGAAAUUAAUAAAGAGUGUGAAUUUACUUAAAAUGUACUUACCAAGUUUUGUAAAUCAGUCCCAUAUUGUAAAAUAAUGGUACAGUAAGUGAUUUGUUGAAACAAUUGACAACAGUGUCUUCCUUCUGCUUUUCAAACUUCAGUGUUGCUUGCAAGUGUUUUAGAAAUGAAUAAAUGAAUAGAGAUCCUGCUAGAACUUGAAAUAUGCAGGUCUUUCAAAGACAGCAUUGUAGAUGAGAAUUUGCUUCUGCUUCCUGUAAAUCAAUUAAUGGCUGUAGUUCAAACUACAGCCAUUAAUGCAAUCACACCAUGUGAUCUACUGUACAGAAAAUGUACCAGGAUUUGAAAUAUUUUCAUAUUCUGAACUAAUGUAAAAUAAACUCAGUGGGGACCAGUAACUAGUCAAGGAUUACAUGCAGUUGAUUUAUUUUAUUCCUUAAUUACAACCCUGAUUCUCUCCCUUUUGGUGUAUCUUAUAGCACUAUGUUUUCAAAUAUGUAAUUUGAUCUUAAUUUCACUUGGGUUUGAACUUCAGAAGCUCCUCGAUAAUCUGUUUUGUAUGAAGUUUACUGGAACCUUUUCUUUGAUGGAAAAUUCACUGGUUAGCAAAGCAUUGCAGUGGUGGCUGGGAUUCUGUUUGAAUUGCUAAUUUAACAAAAGAAAAUAAAUGGUAUAGACAUGUGUUUAUUUCCAUUUAUAAAUGAAUGUGUAGACAUUUUUGUUUUAUGUGGUGGUGAAGAUAUUAGAGAGAUCUUUCCUAGACCUGUAUAGAGUUCUGCAGUAUUGAAAGAGUUAGGUAAGCAAGGGGAUGUGCCAGGGUAAAACAAGAAACACAAGCCACACCCAGUGAAUAUCUGCAUUCAUUAAUUUUUCACAGUACUUGUUUCUAAUGUGUUGUUACCUUAGAUGAUUCCUUUCUAUUAC
Acipenser ruthenus (sterlet) is the source of this 4207-nucleotide messenger RNA. Its product is annotated as coiled-coil domain-containing protein 17-like. The transcript is spliced from 13 exons. The record is from RefSeq and is a predicted model, not a curated record. The coding region runs from base 1177 to 3123 and encodes 648 amino acids. Lineage: Eukaryota; Metazoa; Chordata; Actinopteri; Acipenseriformes; Acipenseridae.